GUCGUUAUUGUAUCUACCCAGUUUACACGGAUUGCCAGGACUAUUGAAUGCAAUGCCCUACUGCGCUUAAAGUUGACUUUCAUGUAGCCACUUCAUUUUCCUUUCUUAGCUGGAAAAAAAAUUAUGUAGGAGAGAGUACAGAAAGAUUGUUUGGUCUCAAAAUUUUGAUAUAAUUCUUCCUUUUCCCAGGAAAAAAGAAAAUCAAUGGCUUUACAUCCAUUUUCCUGAUAUUCAUCCCUCCUAAAUGCCACCUAAACUAUAGGUUAUGUAUUCUAGAUGAAGCUUACAUGUUUACUUUCAUUGGAUCUGCUUAGCCACUUGAACUAGUUCAUUGUUGUUUUCAUUGAUAUGUUGAAUCACUAGCUGAAGAAGAUCCCAAAGAAACAAACAAACGGGGGCAAACCUAGCCGAGUUGGUUAGAUAGUUAGCUUGGUAACCACAAGGUUCCAAGUUCAACUUCCCACGAGAGUUGCCUAUUGUUCUUUUUGUUUUGAGCCAGUUAGCUAUAGGCAACUUAGGUUGAUUUAUCUCUUUGUGGUCUAUUGCACCUUCGGAUAGUAGGUGCGGGCUUUCGAGUAACACACAAAACAAAGCCCCAGCCCCUAAACAGGAUACUAGUAAAGGUUUUGUUGUUUAUGAUUACCUUGUGCAUCAUGUUUUUCUUUUAAACAAUUGCUUAGCAAUGAGACUUCCUUUUAUACACCACACAAAAUUCAGUACAUAUGUUUCACAUGGUAUGCUUAAUAAUGCAUCUAAAAGGCUACUUUGUCGUCUCUCUCCCUCACACUCUCUGUCUCUAUAGAGUGCUUGGCUACUCUGAAUACUCUCAUAAGAACUUAGUUUAUGUUAAUUGCACCUUAGAUAAGUAGGGCUUAUUAACUUCUGCGCACCGAAAUGAAAUGUUAUAUCGGUCUAUCUGUAUAAUCUUUAAAGAUGUUCCGGGAGGAAAGUAUUGAUUAUUCAGUUUGUAGUUUGAUAGUAAAGUACACUCCUGUUAACACAAUUGACUUGUCUUGAAAUACUACUAUAUAUUGUAAUUCGUAAGAUGUAUCUCAAAAAAAAAAAAAAAAGGGAGAGAGGGACAGUACAGUAGCAGUAUCUGGGAAGAAUCUGAAACCGGCAACCACUACAUUUAGAAUUUGUGGAGGCUCUCUGCUAUAAUCAUCGUCAUAUAACCAUAAUCGGUUCAAAGCUCAGAUGGCUUGUAGCAUGGAGGAAGCAAUUGUGUUGUAUCCUUCUCCACAAAUAGGCCAUUUGGCCUCCAUGGUUGAGCUUGGAAGGUUAAUCCUAAAGCAUCAACCUUCCUGUUCAGUCAUAAUCUUCAUCGCCAAUUUCCCAUUUAAUACUGGCUCCACUUCGGCUUAUCUCAGCCAUGUCUCUGCCACGACCUCUUCCAUCGUGUUCCACCACCUGCCCGACGUGCCUUUCGCUCCAAACUGGUCCUCUGCUUUCCUGGAAGAGCUUGCCUUCGAGAUCCCCCGCCUGCAGAAUGCUAAUGUCCUCCAGGCUCUUAAGAACAUCGGUUUGAAGUCGAGAAUCAAAGCCGUGGUUCUUGAUUUCUUCUGUAAUGCUGCGUUUGAAGUCUCGAGUUUGGAACUUGGGCUUCCCACGUACUUCUUCUUCACGUCGGGAGUGUCUGAUCUCACGUUGCCUCUCCAUUUCCCGACUCUCGACAAAAUGCUGCCUGAUAACCUGAAGGAUCACAAGGCUGCGCUCGAAAUCCCGGGCAUUCCUCCCAUUUACACUUCAGACUUGCCAGAAACCACCCGCCACCGGACUGACAAAGUGUACCGAGCCACCAUGCAGUUGGCAGUGCAGAUGACAGAGGCUUCUGGGAUCAUAGUGAACACGUUUGAGGCGCUUGAGCCGAGAGCCAUGAAAGCUAUAACUGAUGGUCUGUGCACCCCGAAUGCUCCAACCCCGACUCUUUACUGCGUCGGGCCAUUGGUUGCCAAUUCCAAUAUUCAUGGCUACAACGGGAGUGUCAAUGGCAGCGUGCGUUAUGACAACGAGUGCUGUUUGAGGUGGCUGGACUUGCAGCCCAGCGGGAGCGUUGUGUUUCUCUGCUUUGGAAGCCAGGGGAGCUUCAAGGACGACCAGCUAAAAGAAAUGGCGGUGGCACUAGAAAACAGCGGGCAUAGGUUCUUGUGGGUGGUGCGGAAUAGGGCGAGCGAACGGGACUUGAACGCGAUACUCCCGGAAGGUUUCUUGGAGAGAACGGAAGAGAGGGGACUCGUGGUGGAGUCGUGGGCCCCCCAAGGGGCCAUAUUGAACCACGGUUCCGUGGGGGGUUUCGUGACUCACUGCGGAUGGAACUCAUUGCUGGAGGCCUUGCUGGCCGGGGUGCCAAUGGUGGCGUGGCCGCUGUACGCCGAGCAGCGGCUGAACAAGGCGUUCAUGGUGGAGGAAAUGCGGGUGGCGUUGCCACUCGCGGAGUCAGAGGAUCGAUUCGUGUAUGCAGCGGAGCUGGAGAAGCGGGUGAGGGAGAUGAUGGAGUCAGAGUCGAAGGGCGGAAUGGUGAUCAGAGAACGCGUUGUGGCAUUCAGGGAUGCUGCUAAGGCAGCAGUGAAGGAGAAUGGGAGUUCUCAUAUUGCUUUGGCAAAGCUUCUUCAGUCCUGGAAUUAAUUUUUUGUUUUUUGGAUGUUAUUAAUCAUUCAAAGUUGAAUGAUAUGAUCAAACUUUCAUAUCUCUAUAUGUUAUAGAAAGGUUUUGUA
Ipomoea triloba (trilobed morning glory) is the source of this 2714-nucleotide messenger RNA. RefSeq names its product UDP-glycosyltransferase 88B1. Lineage: Eukaryota; Viridiplantae; Streptophyta; Magnoliopsida; Solanales; Convolvulaceae. The record is from RefSeq and is a predicted model, not a curated record. The transcript has 2 exons. Gene Ontology annotation, molecular function: UDP-glycosyltransferase activity. Bases 1198 to 2625 code for a protein of 475 amino acids.